Molecule: messenger RNA, 1013 nt
Organism: Teleopsis dalmanni
Lineage: Eukaryota; Metazoa; Arthropoda; Insecta; Diptera; Diopsidae
Exons: 1
Biological process (GO): regulation of protein stability
Cellular component (GO): SCF ubiquitin ligase complex
Molecular function (GO): protein binding
Source: RefSeq, a predicted model, not a curated record
UCAGAAAGCUUGCAACAAAAUAUUUACCUAAAAGUUAAACCUACAAGACAGCAAAUUCAGAACACUACAAAAAAAUUACCAAAUAAUGCACAAAAAGAUAAAUUUAAUGAGGAUUGCAGCAAUAUUGCCGAAGAAAUUUGGUACUAUGUGUCUCAGUAUAUACCCCCUGAAGACAUACGUUCCUUUGCGUUAAUUUGUAAACAAACAGCUGCAUUGGUAAACUCCGUAUACUUUUGGAAAAACAUUUAUCAACGCUAUGUACAUAAGAAGAAAAAAACUGGUGAUAUUUGCGAAAAGUUAAUUCCACAAUUUCAAAUCAAAGAUAUGAGCCCUUCGGAUAUAAAAUCCUUACGUGCUAAUGUUAUAAAAUAUCUUUAUCUAUAUUAUGAGCCACUUUCUGGAAGACUGGAUAGCUUCGACUCUCUCCAAUAUUUAAUAGGACGCAUAUACUGUGCAUCUUGGUACGUUGAAGUUACCGAAUUGUAUAUUAUGUGUUUUAAACUAAAAUCUCAUUACGCACAUAACGUUAUUGAAACGCCAAAAAAAACCGAGGCAGUGGUAGAUGAUUGGGAGUCGUUAUCAGAUGAACACAACAAGGAUGAUACUACAACCAUUCCUAAAUUUUGUAAUCCAAAUGAGGGUGAAUGGAUAUUAGCGAUAUUUUGCAAUUAUUUAAAACCAUUUCCUUCACAUCUUUUGUACGGAAACUGUAAUGCUUGCCGUCUGAUAUCUGUGAAAAAAUUUUUGGGUGCAGGUAUGCGAAUCAAAGGAAUAUGUUUAGAAUUUUCUGAUACAAUUAGUAAUGAGAAAACUAUUGUUAAGUAUCCACAUGCGUUGUGUAAUGCCGUCUAUCCUUGGUGGUCUAUCGAAUUUAAAUAUCUUGUAGAAAGUGAUUCUGAAAAGUAAAAAUAAAGUUAUCUAUAAUAAUUUAUUUGUUGUUACCAAGCAUACAUUUCAAUAAUCUAUUUUAUAUUAAAGUGAAUUAUUCGCAUCUUAAAGCAGUUUUAACAAAU